Molecule: messenger RNA, 228 nt
Organism: Penicillium verhagenii
Lineage: Eukaryota; Fungi; Ascomycota; Eurotiomycetes; Eurotiales; Aspergillaceae
Source: RefSeq, a predicted model, not a curated record
AUGGACCAAGGCUCACAUUCUGCUGGGAAUGCGCCGCAAGCCCAGCAGGAAUUCUCAAACAGCUGCGCUAUUUUCGUUCUUGUUGUUUCUGAAAAUUGGCCGGAGCUGGGGCUUGCUGAGCUAAAUAAGAAAAAGAAACAGAAGAAGAAGAAAAAUCAAAAACAUACAACAGUCAGGAUUCGCUUGUGGUCACCCACCAUACUACUAACUGACCGGCGUGUGGCUUAA